CGACACCAACCUCUGUCAGAAGGCGCAUCAGCACCAGCUCGACGGAACGACGGCGCCGAGAGCUCUUUGCACGGCAACACGGAGCGAGGCGGCUGUACGAGGUACUUGAGGCUGUGUCGGCGCCAAGCUCGAGGCGUGCCUUGCCGCGCCGCAGAGCGAGGUCCGCGUACAGCCGGCAGCCGCCCCGCACUGCGCCUGCUGCUCUCUGCUCCACUCGCACCGCACGCUGCUCUCGCAUAAGAGAUCGGCGUCCAAGCCAGCGCCCGUCUCCGCCCAGCUCCACCAUCUCGAACGCCGCACACGCCGCAGUCUCGCACCACACUCCCGCCUCUCCGCCGCGCCUCUUCUCCUCCACGCCCUCCAGCGCGGCCUCUCCGCACGCCGGCGCUCCUGCCGCCUGCGCCCACCGCCGCCAUGUCGCGCCCGCCAGUCCUGCCGCCGCUGCCGAUGGGCUUCGGCGACAACGCCGGGCCCUUUCCGCCCGUCGCACGGCGAGCCAGUGGAGCACCGCCGCUGCCGCCGCACCCGCCAGGCGCCCUGCAGCGCGAGCAGCAGCUGCGGGCCUCGCGUGUGCCGUCGGGCAUGCCGAUGCCGCCCUCGCAGCAGCAGCAGUACCCGCAGCCCAUGAUGGCGCCGCAGCCGGCACGCGCCUCCUUCGUGCCCGGCCAGUUCGUGCACCCGCCGCCGCCGAUGCCUGGCGCCCGCAUGCCCAGCCCAGCGCCGCCAGGCCACUUUCCCAUGCCCGGCGGGCCUCAGCACUACGGCGGCCUGCAGCAGCAGCAGAUGCCCAACCGGCCCUCGUCGGCAGCGCCGCCGCCAGGCCCCAACUACGCCGCACCGCCGCAGAGCAAUCGACCAUACUCCAUGCCGCACUCGGAGAGCAUGCCAAUGCCGAUGCCGCAGCACGCGCAGCACGCACACGCACAAGGAGGCAUGCCCAACUUCAGCGGCCUCAGCCUCUCGCCGGGCCGUGGAGCGGGCCAUGGCGACCGACGCGCCUCAGCAAGCGAGAGCUCGGCGCGCAACAGGGCGCCUUCGCCAGCGCCGGCUCCUAGUGCAGCUCCGGCGCUCAAUGUGCCGCUGUCCGACCCAACGUCGCUGGCAGCGAGCAGAGAGAAGGCCCUCGCCAGUGGCGAUGACCGGCGCCGCCUGGCCUGGGCCAAGGACGUGGUGCGCUUCGUCGAGCGCAAGGAGAACAAGCACGUCGAUGCCAGUGUUGCGCGCUGGCUGGAUGAGGCGGUUGCGCUGAUCGUGCGUCGGGCUUCGGCAUCGCCUCCCGACGUCGAGGCGCUAUACCUGCGCGGCGACCUGCAAGCGAGUGGCGCUCUGCCGUCGCACUUCCGCAAGAACCUCAAGGCGGCCUUCUCCGACUUUGAGCUCUCGGCGCGCAUGGGCUUCGCUGCCAGCUGGUUCCGCAUCGGGCGCGACUACGAGGUGCUCGGCGACACGGCGCGUGCCAUUGAUGCGUACGAGCGCGGCGUCAAUGCCAGAGACGUGGGCUCUGUGUACCGCCUUGGCAUGGCCAACUUGCUCGGACAGCUCGGCAUGCGGGCGGACCACGGGCGCGCAGUGGCUCUGCUGCGCCAGGCGGCCGACGCUGCCGACCUCGACACGCCGCAGCCAGCCUACAUCUACGGCAUGCUGCUCGCCGGCGAGUUCUCGCACGUCGAGGUGCCGGGCCAUCUCUUGAUUGCCUCGCCUGAUCCGGAGAACCCGCGCGCACCCGUCUCGCUCGAGUCCGAGGCACGGCGGCGCAUCGAGCGUUCCGCGUUUCUCAACUUCGCGCCGGCGCAGUACAAAUGCGGCUGGGCGUACGAGUAUGCGCAGCUCGAGUGUCCCUUCGACCCGCUCCUCUCCGUGCAGUACUAUAGCCUGGCCAGCCAGGGCGGCGAGAUUGAGGCGGACAUGGCACUCAGCAAAUGGUUCCUGUGCGGCGCCGAGGGCUGCUUUGACAAGAACGAGGAGCUCGCGUUCACCUUCGCCGAGAAGGCCGCGCGCAAGGGUCUCGCCAGCGCCGAGUUCGCCCUCGCCUACUACUACGAGGUCGGCGUCGGCUGCGACAAGGAGCUCGAGCUCUCGCGCAAGUGGUACAGAAAGGCUGCUGCCCACGGCAACCCUGAUGCACAGGAGCGUCUCGACGCACUGCACGGACCAGCGCCAGCUGCGCUCUCGCGGCGCGAACACGAGGCACAGCUGGACGUCAAGCUCGUGCGCAAGCGCACCGAGGCCAAGCAGCUGUCGGACCGCGCCGGACGCGGGCAGAAGCCGCGCGCAGGCCUGCAAGACAUGGGCGGCCGGAACGAUCUCUCGCGCAAGAAGACGAUGCGCCUCGUCGAAGAGACGGCUGGCGGACCGCGCAGAGAGGCCGGCCGGCGCAGCGAGGCAGCGCGUGCGCCCUCGCCGGCGCCGCCGGGACAGCGGCAGGGCUAUGCUCUGCAAGAGACGUACGCCACGCCGCCCCACUCGGGUGCCAGGCGCGCCAGCCUCAACCCGCCGCCGGCGCCGGCGCAAGGACGACCCGCACCGUCGGGCGCACCCACGCCUGCGCCGGCAGCAGCACCGCCGAGCGGCGCGGCGUCUACUGCGUCGGGCGGCUCGGGCUCGUCGGCGGCGGCGAAAGGCCCGCCUGCGAAGGUGUACGAGAGCUUCCAAGAGAUGGGCUUUGCGCAGAAGAAGGCCGAGAACGAGAAAGACUGCGUCAUCUGCUAGAUCCCAUCCGCAAGCAAGGGCCCAGCACGCCCGUCUGCCGCGUCCUCGAUACCUCGACUCUGUCUCCCAGACACUCCCGCUCCGUUUCCCCACGCCUCGCAUACCCCACGCUGCGCCAGGCCUCCCUGGCCGCGUCCCGCUUCCCAGCUCCGCGCGACCCCUCCUUCCCGUUCGGCAGUGGUGCAUCGCGCUAUAGUCAUACAUCACACGGACGCUCGCUCUGAUCGCCGAAUGACGAGGCUGUCAUUUGCUGCU
Messenger RNA from Tilletiopsis washingtonensis, 2964 nucleotides. Its product is annotated as HCP-like protein. The record is from RefSeq and is a predicted model, not a curated record. NCBI's taxonomy places the organism in Eukaryota, Fungi, Basidiomycota, Exobasidiomycetes, Entylomatales. Gene Ontology annotation, molecular function: protein binding. The transcript is spliced from 5 exons. The coding region runs from base 415 to 2709 and encodes 764 amino acids.